AUGAGUUAUUCGGGUAGUCGUGGACGUGGUUCAACUCAAAACUUACCACCGAAAAUGGCUCAUAAAGGUGGAAAUCCAAAACCAACUCCUUCAACACAACAACUUUAUUUAUUCGGAAAUAACGCAAAUCAUAGUCUUUACGCCAGCCAACAGCAAGUUCAGCCAAUAUACCAACAAGAUCCAAAAUAUCAACAAUACAACUCGAAAACAAAGUCAAGAGUUAGUAUUCAGCCUCAAUACCAACAAUCAGUAAAUCCAUCCAAUCAAAAGCGACCAAUUAUACAACAAGGCCCUCAAAAAACGGCUGUAAAAGAAGAGCCCAAAGAUAGCAGGAAUUUGUUCGGAAAUUCUCUGAAUAAUCAAAAACCUCCUCUUGCUUUCAACAUCGUUUCUCGUGGAAAUAUUCCAGGACUUGUAUUUCAACAGAUCUUAGUUAAUUCUUAA
This is a messenger RNA of Trichomonas vaginalis G3, 444 nucleotides long. RefSeq lists its product as uncharacterized. The transcript has a single exon. The coding region runs from base 1 to 444 and encodes 147 amino acids. NCBI's taxonomy places the organism in Eukaryota, Parabasalia, Trichomonadida, Trichomonadidae. The record is from RefSeq and is a predicted model, not a curated record.